AUGGGUACGAUCGGGAUCCCAGUCAAGCUCAUUCACGAGGCGGUGGGCCACGUCAUCACCGUCGAGCUCAAGGGCGGAGCUUCCUACCGAGGCACUCUCUACGAUGCCGAGGACAACUUCAACAUUGCCAUGAAGGACAUCACCGUCACAGCGCCCGAUGGCAAGCAGUCGCAUCUCGAAAACGUCUACAUCCGGGGCAAUAUGCUGCGCUUCAUCAUCGUGCCAGACAUGCUGCAGCAGGCGCCUAUGUUCAAGCGCAUCGGUCCGAAUGCGAUGAAGGGCAGAGGUAUCGGAAGUGCCCGUGGGCGAGCGACGAUUCUCAGAGCGCAAGCGCGGCGUGGACGAGGAGGUUCGACAAGCGCGAAUGGCGCAGGCGCUCCUCCUGUUCGCAGAUGA
Kalmanozyma brasiliensis GHG001 is the source of this 396-nucleotide messenger RNA. Its product is annotated as Ribonucleoprotein LSM domain protein. Lineage: Eukaryota; Fungi; Basidiomycota; Ustilaginomycetes; Ustilaginales. The record is from RefSeq and is a predicted model, not a curated record. Gene Ontology annotation, cellular component: SMN-Sm protein complex; U12-type spliceosomal complex; commitment complex. The transcript is spliced from 3 exons. Bases 1 to 396 code for a protein of 131 amino acids. Gene Ontology annotation, molecular function: RNA binding. Gene Ontology annotation, biological process: RNA processing; spliceosomal snRNP assembly.